Molecule: messenger RNA, 15333 nt
Organism: Budorcas taxicolor (takin)
Lineage: Eukaryota; Metazoa; Chordata; Mammalia; Artiodactyla; Bovidae
Gene: HYDIN
Product: HYDIN axonemal central pair apparatus protein
Biological process (GO): axonemal central apparatus assembly; cilium movement
Cellular component (GO): axoneme
Source: RefSeq, a predicted model, not a curated record
AUGACAAGCAGAAGUAUUGAGGAGUCCAUGGGGGCUGUUCAUAUGGGGUUAGUCAGAACACUUAAAGGAUUCCAAAGCAAGAUUUUACCACCCCUGAGUCCAAAGGUGGUUGCAGAAGAUGAAGUAAAUCGAAUGCUGACACCCUCGGAGUUCCUGAAGGAAAUGUCCCUCACCACAGAGCAGAGACUGGCCAACACCCGUGUGAUGUGCCGACCGCAGAUCAUUGAACUUUUAGAUAUGAGGGAAACAACACAUCAAAAGUUUCCAGGAAUUGACCUGGAUCAGGCAUUAUUCCAGCCUUUUCCAUCAGAAAUCAUAUUUCAGAACUACACACCCUGUGAAGUCUAUGAGGUCCCACUGGUUUUGAGGAACAAUGACACAAUUCCAAGGAUGGUGAAAGUUGUUGAGGAAAGUUCACCUUACUUUAAAGUAAUCAGCCCCAAAGAUAUCAGCCACAAAGUCGCUCCAGGAGUGCCAUCCGUGUUCCGAAUCCUCUUUACUCCCGAGGAAAACAAGGAUUAUGCCCAUAUGUUGACCUGUGUUACUGAAAGAGAAAAGUUUAUUGUGCCCAUCAAAGCUAGAGGUGCACGAGCCAUCAUAGAUUUUCCUGACAAGCUGAAUUUUUCCACUUGCCCUGUCAAAUACAGCACUCAGAAGAUCCUGCUGGUACGAAACAUUGGCAACAAAGAUUCUGUGUUUCACAUCAAAACUCAUAGGCCCUUCUCUGUAGAGCCAUCUGUUGGAACUCUUAAUGUAGGAGAGUCCAUGCAACUGGAAGUGGAUUUUGAACCACAGACUGUGGGCAAUCACAGUGAAAGACUUAUUGUGCAUUAUGACACAGGUGAAAAGGUGUUUGUAUCUCUGUAUGGAGCUGCCGUAGACAUGAACAUAAGGUUGGACAAGAAUUCCUUGAUCCUUGAGAAAACUUACAUAUCUCUGGCCAAUCAGCGAACUGUAACUAUUCACAACCACAGUAGCAUCAUUGCCCAUUUCCAGUGGAAGAUAUUUGCUACCCAGGUAGAGGAAGACCAAGAAAAGUACAGGGUCUGUGAUGAUCUUAGCAAAAAGGAAAAGAGUGAGACUGAUGAGUUUCUUGAGGAGUGCAUUAUUGAUCUUUCUCUUCGACAACGUCUUUCCAUUCUCUCCCGAACUUUUGAGAAUCAGAGAAAGCUGGUUCAGGCAGACAGCAUGCUCUUCUUGAAUACCAUUUUCACUAUUGAGCCUCUGGAAGGCGACGUCUGGCCCAAUUCAUCAGCUGAAAUCACUGUGUACUUUAAUCCCCGGGAAGCCAAGCUCUACCAGCAGACCAUCUACUGUGACAUUUCAGGUCGAGAGAUCCGUCUGCCCCUCCGAAUCAAAGGGGAAGGAAUGGGACCAAAGAUUCAUUUCAACUUUGAGUUGCUGGAUAUUGGAAAAGUUUUUAUUGGAUCUGUACAUUGUUAUGAGGCAGUGCUAUCCAACAAAGGCAGCAUUGAUGCCCUCUUCAAUGUGAUCCCUCCAGUUUCACCUCUGGGGGCCUGCUUUGUUUUCAGUCCCAGAGAAGGCAUCAUCAAACCAAGCGGAGUCCAGGCUGUCCAGAUCUCCUUCAGUUCUGCUAUCCUAGGGCACUUUGAAGAAGAGUUCCUGGUCAAUGUGAAUGGGUCACCUGAGCCUGUGAAACUGACCAUUAGAGGCUGUGUCAUUGGACCUACCUUCCAUUUUAAUGUUCCUGCUCUGCAUUUUGGUGAUGUUUCCUUUGGGUUUCCUCAUACCUUGAUAUGUUCCCUCAAUAAUACCUCCUUGGUCCCCAUGACCUUCAAACUGCGUGUCCCUGGGGAUGGCGUUGGCCAGCAAAGCAUUUUAAGUUGUGAGCAGUAUUCAGACAACCAAAAACCAUUUUGGAACAAGGAUGAAUUACCUGUAAUAAGACCAAAAGAAUUCACCAUAACCCCCAGCUGCGGCACCAUUCGCUCCCAGGGAUUUGCUGCUAUCAGGGUGACCUUAUGUUCCAACACUGUGCAGAAAUACGAGCUGGCCCUGGUGGUAGAUGUGGAGGGCAUCGGGGAGGAAGUGCUGGCGCUCCUAAUUACAGCAAGGUGUAUUGUGCCUACCCUCCACGUGGUUAAUACAGAGGUGGACUUCGGGCGUUGCUUCCUGAAGUAUCCAUAUAAGAAAACGAUCCAGCUUGUCAAUGACGACAACCUCCCAGGAUGCUACCGGGUCCUGCCUCAGGUAUAUCAGGAUGUGCCCGCUGUGCUGCUCUCUAGUCCCACGCCCUGUGGGAUCAUCCCCCCGCACAGCACAGUUCACAUACCUCUGACCCUGGAGACCCAAGUCCCUGGGGAAUACAGGUCCACAAUUUACAUCUCAACCUUUGGGAGCCAGGAUCCCCCGAUGGUAUGUCACUUAAAGAGCAUCGGAGAAGGCCCAGUUAUCUAUGUACAUCCUAGUCAAGUUGACUUUGGCAAUAUCUACGUCCUGAAGGACUCCCUCAGGGUUCUCAACUUGUCUAACCAGUCUUUCAUCCCUGCAUUAUUCAAGGCACACAUGGCACACAAAAAGUCCCUUUGGACCAUUGAGCCCAAGGAAGGCAUGGUUCCCCCGGAAAGUGAUGUCAAACUGACAUUGACUGCCAACCUGAACGACAUACUGACAUUCAAAGACACAGUCGUUUUGGACAUUGAGAAUAGCAACACCUACCGAAUUCCUGUCCAGGCUUCAGGAGUUGGCUCCACCAUUGUUUCAGAUAAGCCCUUUGCACCAGAACUCAAUUUGGGAGCACACUUUAGCCUGGACACCUAUUACUACCGCUUCAAGUUGACCAACAAGGGGCGUCGGGCCCAACAGUUGUUCUGGAUGAAUGAAGAUUUCUGUCCCCAAGAAAAGUUGAGCAAGAGGAAACGGGCCAAGAAGGAUCGUGCUAAGAGCCAGCCCCAGGUCCAGUGCUGCCAGGCACCCAGGGAGCCUCAUGGCCCCGUGUUUCAGCUCCACCCCGUCAGGAUGGAGCUGUCCCCAGGCCAGACGAUCGACGUGAUACUCGAAGGCUAUUCUGCCACUCCCAGGGUAGUCAAAGAAAAGCUGGUGUGCCACACCAUCAUUGGGACACAAAAGGGGAAGAGCCUGGUGAUGACCGUGAACAUCAUCUGUGAGUUUGUGGCGCCGUUCAUCCAGCUCUCCACCAAGCAGCUCAUUUACCGACUGGAGAAGAAACCUAACACUAUCCUAGAACCUGAAUACCAGCCCUUGGCCAUAAAGAACAUUUCCACACUGCCUGUGAAUGUGUUGCUCUCCACAGGUGGACCCUUCUUUAUCUGCGAGACUGAUAAAUCCCUACUGCCUUCAACUCCUGAGCCUGUUAAACUGGAAGUCGGUGAAGUAAAAGACCUGCUGGUCAGAUUUGACCCUUCCUACAAAAAUGAUCUGAACAACUGGGUGGCCGAAGAAGUUUUAGCCAUCAAGUAUGUGGAGCACCCUCAAGUGGACAUCCUGCACCUGCGUGGAGAAGUGAAUUACCCCAACCUCACCUUUGAGACCAUGGAGCUGGAUUUUGGCUGUAUCUUGAAUGACACUGAGGUGAUCCGCUACGUCACGAUCACCAACUGCAGCCCCCUGGUUGUGAAGUUUCGCUGGUUCUUCCUGGUGGACGAUGAGGAAAAUCAGAUAAGGUUUGCGCUGUCCCAGGGGGAGUCCACCCCAGUAACCCUGGCAUCUGUCAGCUCGGCUGCGGUCCCAGCAGUAGAGUCCCCCGAGAUCGACCUAAGUGAUUUUGUUAAGACUGUUGUUGUGGAUGAAGAUGUUGGAUCUGAAGAAAGAGAAAACAAAAAAGCACAAGUGCCCGCCCUGGCCAUCUCAGACGGAUUGAAAAUGAACUCUGCUGAAACAGAAAGAAUAGACGUGAACCAGAGCCACAGGGAGUUUCAGGAAUCCCCGUGGAGCUUUGAGCGGGAUGAAAUGUUUUCCAUUGGCGUAGAAGAAGUGUUUGAUAUUUUGCCCCUCUAUGGAGUGCUGCAGCCACACAGUAGCCACCAGAUAUCAUUCACCUUCUAUGGACACUGUGACAUCAUUGCACAGGCUAAGGCUCUGUGCGAAGUGGAAGGAGGCCCCACCUAUGAGAUCAUACUGAGGGGAGAGGCCUCCCUGGUCAACUACUCCUUUGACACCAAGGAUAUUAACUAUGGAUUACAGCUGUUCGACCUUGUCACAGAGAAUGAAAUCACUCUGAAGAACACUGGGAAAGUUGGCUUUGAGUUCAGGGUUCUGACUGACCCCCAGUCUUCACCAGACAACCUUCUACCAGGAGUACCACUCAUCCAGCCUCUCUCAGGUUUUAUCAGUUCCCAUAAAGAGCGAGUAUUGAAGGUUUAUUACUUACCUGGAGUGCCUGAGAUCUUUCAAAGAAGUUUCCAGAUACAGAUUGCCCACUUGGACCCAGAAAAUAUUACUCUGAGUGGAGAGGGAAUCUUUCCCCGAAUCUGCCUCGAUCUCCCCAGGAACCUCAAAGGAUGUGAAAAAUAUAAAAUCUUCUUAAAUCAGGCCAGAAAAAACCUAGAGAAAGAGUGCACUAAACGUGAAACGCUUUAUCACUUGGAGACACCAGAGGAGAACGUGCCUGACGAUGAUUCUUCUGAGUUAAAUGCUCACCUCCAGAUGGAAGUAGAGCGACUUAUAGUCCAAGACUAUGCCAUAGAACAUCAGAAAUCAAUUGUCCCUGCUUCCGUGGAUGACUUCUACCAUCGGAGUCGCCGUAAACCAAUCAAAGUCCAGCUACCAGAAUACAUCCUGGACUUUGGCUACAUCAUCCUCGGUGACGUCCAAACCCACAUCAUCAAGAUCACCAACACCAGUCACUUUCCAGUGUCCUUCCAUGCAGAGAAGCGUGUCCUUCAUGACACAGGCUUUAGUAUUGAGCUAGAUCGUGUGAAGAAUCUGCCUUACUGUGAAACAGAAACAUUUGAAGUGCGAUUCGACACACAAGGGGGCAACGUUUCUGUUGGCAACAAAGAGGUCAUUCUGCCCAUCAAGGUGGUUGGAGGGCCACCAGUUCACAUCUGUCUCCAAGCCAAGGUGACCGUUCCCAGUAUGACACUGUCUUGUGGAAAAGUGGAGUUUGCCACAAUUCAGUGUGGACAGUGCCUUGUGCAAACUAUUCAGCUUUCCAAUCAUCUCCAAGUCCCUUGUGAAUGGUUUGUCCAGAGCCAUAAGCAAGUUGUUAGCAAGCUGGAGAAACACAUGCCAAAAUACUUAAGACGCAAACUAUGUGCUGAAUUAAAGCCAAAGACACGGAUCUUUGAGAUUCAGCCCACUUCUGGGGUCUUGGAUCCUGGUGAGAGGUCCAACGUGCAAGUGAAAUUCAUGCCCAAAGAGGAGAAAUUCUACAGCCAAACCUUGGUGUUCCAGAUUUCCCAGAGCACUCAAAAGCUUACUCUGCUGGCGGAGGGGCAAGGUCUAGAACCUCGCUUGGAAUUUAGUCCCUCAGUUCUGGAGCUGGGGCCCCUGCUGCCCUACGCAGCUGGAGAUGAGGCCGAGGUGGUGGUGAAAAAUCCCUGCAGCUUUCCCAUUGAGUUUUACUCCUUAGAAUUUGACCAGCAAUAUCUUGUAGAAGAGAAGAUCUUGCGAACACUGAAGGGCUAUGAUUCCUACAACUCUCUGCUGCUGCCUCCUCGCCUUCCGGGGGAGAAGCUGCCCCCAGAGGUGUAUGAGUACUUCAGGGAGAUAAAGCGGUCCAAAGAGGAGCAGAUGAAGGUGAAAUAUCUGGAGAGUCUGGCGCAGGAGAACGAAGAGGACGACGGUCCCUUGUCAGAGCAGGGCACUUCGGCAAGCACAAAGAGGACCUCGCUCAGCCGAGGGAUCUCUGUGACAUCCAACCUGGAAGAGCGGCACAUCCCAAUGGUCGAGUCCAAGACCUACCCGGAGGAAGAGGAGGAUGAGGAUAGCCUGGAAAAACUCAUGUUGCAAACUGACAAGAUUCAGAGUAUUGACAGCCACUCUGCGGAGGAGGUUGGAGAAGUAGAGAACAACCCAGUGAGCAAGGCCAUUGCUCGCUACCUGGGCAUUGACAUCUCUGCAGAAGGCCGCAUGGCCAAGAACCGGAAAGGCAUCGCCAUCAUCAUCCAUGGGACGCCCUUGUCAGGAAAGUCAGCCACCGCAGUCAACAUGGCCAGGUACUACAGCGCUGCCUGCCUGAACCUUGACUCUGUUGUGCUGGAAGCCAUCUCUGACAGCAGCAAUGUCGCAGGCAUCCGCGCCCGGGAGCUCUGCAUUCGGGCUGCUAUAGAGCAGUCCAUGAAGGAGGAGGAGUCUGCCCAGGAAGCUGCUGCUGUGAGUCAAAAUGCCGUGGGACAAUUGCGACUGAGCAGUGAGACCCUGGGCAAGUUAACUUCGGAAUCCACUCUGCUAACUCCCGAAGUGAAACCUACCAAGCCUGUGCGUGGGAGUGUGCUGCUCACCAAGGGCAAGGCAGAGAGCCACGGCUCUGGGUCUCAGAAGCAGCAUCACCAGCACGCGUCCGAAACGCCCCAGGUUUCCUCCAGCCCUCUCCCCUCGGGGCCCACGCAGCGUCGACUCAGUGUCAGUGCCAGUGUUGGAGGUGAUACUGGGCUCGUGAGCUGCGUGCUCCCUGAGGAGCUAUUCACUCAGAUCCUGGCCGACCGAAUUCAGCUGAGUGACUGCUACCGAGGAGUGGUGUUUGACAGCCUGGAGACACUCUUUGCUCGGAACGCGGCUACCGCUCUCCUCUGCCUGCUGAAGGCCAUUGGCAAUCGGGAGCACAUCUAUGUCAUCAACAUGGCCCAGGAUUACACAGCCAUGAAGGCCCGGGAGAAAGCCAAAAAUGAGCAAGAAGAGCACAAACGCAGGGAAGCGCAGAAGAGAGAGAAGGAGCGUCUCCAAAGCAUGGGUGAGGAAGAAUAUGAUGCCUUGACAGAGGAGGAGAAGAUAACCUUCAACCGAGAGGUUCAGCAAGCCCUGCGGGAGAGGAAGAGGAGGGAGCUGGAGAGACUGGCAAAGGAGAUGCAGGAAAAGAAGCUACAGCAGGAACUUGAGCGACAGAAGGAAGAAGAUGAGCUAAAACGGAAGAAUAAAAAGCCAAAGCAGGGACCCGUGAAGGAGGAGCCAUCCAUGAAGAAAUCUCAGAUACCAAGCCGGCAGAUUCUUACUUUUUCCAAACUAGAGGUGAAGAUUGACGCAAUAGAAAGAAAAGCGUCCGUCAGAGACCAGGUAGCAGUGGAGAAGGAAGUGGAUGAGAGGAGGGGGAACCUCUUGUCAGAUAUCAACAUGCUUUGGUUUCCUCUUGUCCAGGAGCAAGAAGACAACGAGGGGGACCUCCCGAAGGACACUGACAAGAACAUGGCGCAGAAGUUUAAGACCUUCGAGCUGACCCUGAAGGACAUCCAGAACAUCCUCACGUACUGGGACCGGAAGCAGGGGAUUCUGCUGCACCACAUCGGCGCUGAGGACAUGAGCCAUGAGGACGGGGCCGACCAGCGCCAGGUUCCCUCCGGCGGACGCCGAGGCCGCAAGGACCGGGAGCGGGAGCGCGCGGAGAAGGAGCGAGCCGAGAGGGAGCGCCUGGAGCGGGAGAGGGCCGAGAGGGAGCGGCUGGAGAAGCUCCGUGCACAGGAGGAGCGCAGCGACGGAGGCGAGGGCGAGGAGGAGGACCACGAAGGGAAGAAGGAUCUGGGUGUGCCGUUCAUAAACAUCCAGACGCCUGACUCGGAAGGCUCGAGCUGGAAGCAGGCCCUGGAAAAUGAGAGGCUUCCUAAAGGGGAACAGAUCCUAGACAUCUUGGGCCUGGGCUCCUCUGGACCACCUAUCCCACCACCUGCUUUAUACUCAAUCAUCUCCUACCCUGCGAAGCGACAGCCUUUGGCCAUGACAGAAAUCCUGAAGCAUUUCGUGUUUGUAACUCCACCCUCUGAAGACUUCUCCCUGAUUGAGGAGAAAAGAGAAGUGGAAGCAGAAACAGAGCUUUCAACCACCCCAGGCUCCUCGAAGACCCAGGAGGAGCAAAUCACCUCAUCUAAAGGGAGCAAACAGAAAACGAAAGAAAAAGAGAAAGAAAAAACGGAUCAGCCACGUGAGACUCAGAAGGAGAAACGUCGAAUGGCCUUCAACAGGAAGGGCCUUUCUGCAGGAACUUCCGGAACCAUUGCUCCACUGUCGGACGUAGAGCAAAACAACUUAUCUGGGCAGCAUUCGCAGGAGAAAUUCACCAGGCUGAAUCAUUUCCGGUGGAUCGUGCCUGCCAACGGUGAGGUGACAUUGCGCCUACACUUCUCUUCCAACGAUCUUGGGAUCUUUGACCAAACAUUUAACUUUGAGAUCCUUGGAACUCACCGCCAGUACCAGCUUUACUGCCGAGGUGUCUGCACUUACCCAUACAUUUGCCAAGACCCAAAGGUGGUAUUCCCUCAGCGGAAGAUGGACAUGAAGGCAAAUGAGAUCAUCUUUAAGAAGUAUAUUGUGAGCAUGGAGAGGUUUCACUUCGGACCACUGCUUUGUGGGAAAUCAAGAGAUAAGUACAAGUCCUCCUUGUUCCCAGGCAACAUGGAGACACUGACAAUCCUGAACAGCUCCCCAAUGGUCGUGGAGGUGUUCUUCUGUUUUCAGAAUGACAUCAAAGCAAACACCUACUUCCUGGAGCCCAUCAACAUGACUCUGAAACCCAAUGAGAAGCAGACGCUGAAUGUAUGGGCCUACCCUACUGCAGUCGGGGUCUUUGAAGACAGCAUUGUGUGCUGCAUCAAGGAGAACCCCGAGCCAGCUGUCUUCAAGUUAAGCUGCCAGGGUGUCCGCCCAGAACUGGAGCUGGAUCCCAGACAAUUGCAUUUUGACCGGCUCUUGCUGCACAGAAAAGACUCCAAGGCAGUUCUUCUCCGCAACAUCACACUCCUGCCCCUGGCCUGGAGGAUCACCAGCCUGGAGCACCUGGGCGAAGACUUCACCGUGUCCACCAUGCAGGGGAUCAUAGCUGCCAAGUCUGAGUAUAGCCUUCAGGUGCAGUUCCAGCCCUCCAAACCUGUCAAUGUCAAGAAGGCAAUCCGGUUGGAGGUUUUGGACGCAGACAACCUCAUUGGUGUCGUUCAGAUUGAAAACAUCCUGCUCUUUGCCGAGUCCUAUGACGUUGCCUUAGACAUCACCUUCCCCAAAGGAGCUGAAGGAGGCCUUGAUUUUGGGAUUGUGAAGGUCAUGGAUGAGGUGAAGCAGCCCCUGCAGCUGAAGAACCGUGGGAAAUAUGAGGUCAUGUUCAGCUUUUCUGUGGACUCCUUAGGGAUUUCUGCAGCCAAUAUAAGUUCCAUGAUCACAGUCCAACCCAAGAAGGGCUCACUGACCAUGACAGAAAAGCCCACAAAUGUCCAGGUGCUCUUCCAUGCAAAAAAGGAAGUGAAAAUCGAGAACCAGCCAGUUCUGCGCUGUCAGAUUAUUGAGCCUAAUAUCUCAGAAGGAGGUGAAAUGAUUGCCAGCAUCCCGAUUAAGUUUUCUGUGACUGCGGUGUUCUCCAAAUACAGCAUCAGCCCCUCCUCCAUCAUCAACUUCGGGGCUUUGAUCUACGGCACUCGUAAAAGUGCCUUCUUCACCAUAGAAAAUCAAGGCAUGAUCGACUUCAAGUAUGCCCUGUAUAGGCUGACAGGGGAGAGCCCCAUUCAUCAGAAGAAAGUAGCCACCCAUGUUAGACAUGCAAGAUCCCGGGAAAGCGAGAGCUUCUACAAGACUGGACCUUCCAAAACAACCAAGUUCUCUGACUCUGUUCAGAAGGACAUGAACGUCACAAGCCAGGCUCGCUUCACCCACGGGAUGUUCACCGUGUACCCUGGGUUUGGUACCAUCCCUUCCGGAGGGAUGCAGGUCAUCACUGUUGACUGUGUGGCUGACCCCGUGGGAAGAUGUGAAGAGUUCAUAGCAAUUGAUAUCUCUGACCGAGAUCCAAGAGACCAGCCUGCUGGCAUCCCAUACAGCCUGUUGGCUGAAGCCUGUCAGCCAGCCUUUGUGACUGACAACAACAGCUUGAUAUUUGAGGAGCACCAGCUCUGUAGCAGCGCCAGCCUGAACAGCAUCCUGCAGACCAUAGAGAGCGGGGGGUUGUAUGUGGAGGAUGAGAACAAGUUCAUCUUCUGCAACGUCCUGGUGGGCCAUCAGGCCAAGGCUCGGUUCAAGAUCUGCAAUGUGGGAAAGAUCGCCUGUGACGUGAACCUCGUGGUUAAGCCCAUCUCCAGCAAGGUCUUUGCCCGCAUCACCGACAUCUUUGAAGUGGAACCCAACAAGAUGUGUGUUGCUAGCCGCUCACACGCCUUUGCCACAGUGUCCUUCACCCCACAGACCAUGCAGACCUACCAGUGCAUCUUUGAGGCCACCUUGGAUGGCUUGCCCAGCAACCUGGCCAAGAACCGAAGCCUUGUGUUUGAUAUCGUUGGAGAGGGGAACCUCCCUCGGGUGACCAUUGUGCGGCCAGUUCUCUACAACCAGUACGGAAACCUCUUACUUCUCUUUAAGAGGCUUCUGCUUGGUCGUUCAGAGACACUGCCUCUUAUCCUCAAGAACAGCGGUGCCAUCCCCGCCAAGCUGCACAUUGAUAUACAGGACCAACUAGGAGUCUUCUCCCUGAAAGGGAAGCCCUCUACCUCCUAUAUCUACAUCACAGAGGAAAACAAACCACAAGCAAAAGCAAAGAAACCUCACACAGCUUCCCUGGUUGUUCCUCCUGGAGAAAUAGCCGAAUUUGAUGUUGUUUUCCACUCCAAGAAAGUCGGGAGAAUGGCAGGCACCCUUCACUUGUCAGUGAUCAACAACCAGUACGAGGAUACAGUCAUCCACAUGGCGGGAGAGGGCUAUGAGGAUGACAUCACCUUGGACAACAUCCACGGGCUGCUGGCUUCCUCCAGCCAGGAGUCCUCAGAUAUCUCUGAGGCCAAUGAGGAAAGCAGCAUAGAAGACUUGGUGGCAGCUGCUCUGGUGAAUCAUAUCCAGUUCGGGGACUGCCACAUUGGAACCAGCUAUAAUGCGAGCUUCACCAUCACUAAUCACAGCCAAGCGAAUGUAAUACGGUUUGAAUGGCCACUUUUGGCUACCGUUUCUUUCUCCCCACAGAUGGGCCACCUCCACCCUGGCUGUGCCAAGGACGUAGUGGUGACCAUGAAGUCAGACGUGCCCAUCAACCUGAAGAAGAUGGGGGUCAAGUGCAAGGUCUCCAAGAUCAUGUUUCCACUCCCUGCAGACCAAGUACCUGACUGGGAUGACCGCAUGCGGACGGUCAAGUGGGUGGACAUGCCCAGAAACACUCCCGGGACUUUCACUACAAAGCGAAAAGUGAUAGAGACUGAUCCCGAGCCGGCCUACUCAGUCCUAGAAGAGAACUAUCGAGAACUGCAGCUGCAAAUCAGUGCCCACGUGAAUUUCGCCUCAUAUAAGUGCCAGACUACCGACGUGCACUUUAAGGAAACACUGAUUUACCAGACUCGAGUGUUUGAGUUUGAACUGAUUAACUCAGGAAAUGUGCAGCUGGAAUUCAACUGGAUCUCAGAAGAGACAGCAAAGGCUGUCAGCUUUGCCAUGCCAGACAACCAAGGUUUCUCCCAAAGAGACCAGCUUAGCCAGGGCACGCUGCACACAGUCAGCACAGUGGACAGUGCCAUGGACCACUGGAACGAAACUUCCCUGCCACCCUUCUCUGUGGAGCCCGUCUCGGGUAUUGUGCCGGUGGGGAAGACUCAGAAGCUCAAAGUGAAAUUCUCCCCAUUGGAAGUUGGAGACUUCGAGAGCAAUCUUUUCUGCCAGAUUCCUAACCUGCCACCCGGAGAGCAUGGCCCAGUCCUGUCAGCCAAAGGGCGGAGCUCCCUGCCCAUCUGCCAUUUUGACCUGAAAGAUUCAGACUACAUCAUCAGUCGUCGGCGCAACCCAGACCUCCGAGGGCCUAGUGGUGGGGCUCUGGAUCCAAACACCCGGGUGAUUGAGUUCACCAGCGUGGGCAUAGGAGGGAAGAAUCUCCGAACCUUUACAAUAUUAAACCCGACCAGCAGUGCCUACACCUUCUCCUGGGUCUCUGAAGAAAUUGAAAGUCUCCAGAACCCUCCAGCCUUCACAUGCCUUACAGAGAAGGGCCUCAUCCUCCCUGAAAAGAAAGCUGAGGUUAUCUUCCAGUUCACACCUUCCCAUCUGGACAUCUCGGAGGCAUUCUGGACUUUCUUAAUCCCCGAACACAACAUCACAGUCCCUUUCCUGCUGGUAGGCAAAGCCACUGACCCUCUCAUCAGUUUGGACAAGUCACACAUCAACUUCAGUUGUCUCCUCAUGGGCAGAGAAGCCAGGGAGACUGUGAAGAUCAUCAACAAGGAGGAGCAGGAGUUCCACUUUGCCUUCCAGGACACCUCCCGGUAUUCUGAAGCUUUCAGCAACAGCCUGGUUGUAUGUCCCAUGGAAGGCUGGGUCCCCCCACUGUCCAGGUUCCCAAUUGAUAUUUUCUUCACACCGAAGAAAGAAGGAGAUGUGAACUUUAAUUUGAUCUGCAAUGUGAGAAAGAAAGCCCACCCUCUGACCUUAAAUGUCAAGGCUGAGGGCUACUCUGUGAAUGUGGAGGUCAAAUGCAAGGACAGGAACGGCUCCAUCACUCUCCUGACCCCCAACCAGACUACCACUGUCAACUUCUAUGAGGUGGAAUUGAAUGAGUGUGUCCAGUGUGAAUUCAGCUUUAUCAACACUGGAAAGUUCAACUUCAGCUUCCAGGUGGAGCUGUCCGGCCCCAGAUCUCUGCUACAGUACUUGGAAUUUUCACCCACCAAUGGCAGUGUGGACGUGGGGCAGAGUGCACACGCCUCCCUGUCUUUCCGGCCAUUAAAGAAAUGUGUCUUGAAGGGUCUGGAACUCAAAAUUAAGAUCAGCCAUGGUCCAACAUUUACAUGCAUCAUCUCAGGGUGUGCUGUGAGCCCAGCUGUCCACUUCUCCUUCACCAGCUACAACUUCGGCACUUGCUUCAUCUACCAGGCUGGCAUGCCCCCAUACAAGCAAACCCUGCUUGUCACCAACAAGGAGGAGACAGCUAUGAGCUUGGAUUGUUUGUACACCAACACCAGCCACCUCGAGGUGAACUUCCGAGUCGAUGUGAUAAAGCCAGGAAAGACACUGGAGAUCCCCAUCACCUUUUAUCCUCGAGAAACUAUCAGUUAUCGAGAACUCAUCCCCUUUGAAAUCAAUGGGCUAUCGCAGCAAGUAAUUGAAAUCAAAGGGAAAGGAACGGAAAUGAAGAUUUUAGUCCUAGAUCCAGCCAAUAAGAUUGUGAAGUUAGGAGCCAUCCUACCUGGGCAGGUGGUGAAAAAAAUGGUUUCCAUCAUGAACAACAGCCAAGCCCAGCUCACAUUUAACCUGUCAGUCAUGUUCUCAGCGGAACUCCAGGAAACCAAGGUCAUCACCUUGUCACCAUUCCGCAACAUCACUCUGAAGCCCAGAGAGGUUCGGAAGCUGGAAGUCACCUUUGCCCCGCUAAAGCGUGUCCCUCCCUUCUCCGAGGAGGUGUUCAUGGAGUGCAUGGGGCUCCUGCGGCCCCUUUUCCUCAUCAACGGCUGCUGCCAAGCCCUGGAGAUCUCCCUGGACCAGGAGCAUCUUCCCUUUGGACCAGUAGUGUGUCAGACACAAGCCACGCGUCGCAUCCUCAUGUUGAACACGGGUGACGUGGGUGCAAGGUUCAAAUGGGAUGCCAGAAAACUUGAGCCUCUGUUCUCCAUCAGCCCAGAAGAGGGCUAUAUCACUGCAGGCAUGGAGGUUUCUUUCGAAGUGACUUACCAUCCUACCGAGGUGGGCAAGGAGAUUCUCCACAAAAACUUGCUCUGCUUCAUCCAGGGAGGCAGUUCUCUGAGCCUAACCCUGUCUGGAGUAUGCGUGGGACCACCUUCAGUAAAAGAGGUGGUGAAUUUCACCUGCCAGGUGCGCUCCAAGCACACACAGACCAUCAUGCUUUCAAACCGCACCAACCAAACCUGGAAUCUGCACCCCAUCAUUGAGGGCGAGCACUGGGAGGGGCCCGAGUUCAUCACCCUGGAGCCUCACCAGCAAAACAAGCCCUACGAGAUCACCUACCGGCCCCGCACCAUGAACGUGGAGAACCGCAAACAUCAGGGCACCCUCUUCUUCCCCCUCCCAGAUGGGACUGGCUGGCUGUACAUGCUGCACGGGACUUCCGAGCUCCCCAAGGCGGUGGCCAAUAUCUACCGUGAAGUGCCAUGUAAGACACCCUACACUGAGCUCCUGCCAGUCACCAACUGGCUGAACAAGCCCCAGAGAUUCCGGGUCAUUGUGGAGAUACUGAAGCCAGAGAAGCCUGACAUGAGUGUCACCUUAAAGGGCCUUGACUACAUUGAUGUGCUGUCCUCCUCCAAGAAAGACUACAAGCUGAACUUCUUCUCCUACAAGGAGGGGCUGUACACAGCAAAGGUGAUCUUCCGAAACGAGGUGACCAACGAGUUCCUAUACUACACGUUGAGUUUCAGGGUCAUCCCUUCAGGCGUCAUCAAAACCAUUGAGAUGGUGAGCCCCGUCCGGCAGAGCACCUCGGCCUUCAUCAAGGUGGAAAACCCCCUGCCUUACAUGGUGACCUUCUCCACGGAGUGUAGGAUGCCCGACAUCAGCCUGCCCUCCCAGUUCGUGGUGCCGGCCAACUCUGAGGGAACGUUCACAUUUGAAUUCCAGCCCCUGAAAGCUGGAGAAACCUUCGGGAAACUGACACUGCACAACAGCGAGCUGGGUUACUACCCAUAUGAGCUCAAUUUGAAAGCCUUGCCAGCACUGCCUGAAAAGCCCGUCCACUUCCAGGCUGUUCUUGGCAGUGGCCAGAGCAUCUUUGCCAAGUUCACCAAUUACACUCGGCAGAAGACGGAAUACUACUGCAGGACUGACUGUCCAGACUUCCACACGGAAAAGGUCAUCUACGCGGCGCCUGGGGCACAGGGCGGCACGGAGGUCAGCGUGGAGGUGUACUUUGAGCCCAGCCACCUGGGCGAGAGCAAGGGCAUCCUGACCCUGUCGUCGCUCGCGGGCGGCGAGUACACCAUCCCCCUCUUCGGGGUGGCCCUGGCCCCCAAGCCGCAAGGCCCCUUCCUGAUCCGAGCCGGCUACAGCAUCAUCAUCCCCUUCAAGAACGUCUUCUACCGCCCGGUCACCUUCUCCUUCCUCGUGGAGAACAGCGCGUUCUCCAUCCGCGCCGCGGACUCUGUGAAGCCCAAGAAGAUCAACAACAUCACAGUCUACUUCGAAGGAAACCCAUCCGGCAGCAAGACGCCCAUCACCAGCAAGCUGAUUGUGACCUGCCCGCCCGGCGAAGGCAGCGACACUGGGAUUAAGUGGGUUUACUACCUGAAGGGGAUCACCCAGUAG